Molecule: messenger RNA, 5024 nt
Organism: Magallana angulata
Lineage: Eukaryota; Metazoa; Mollusca; Bivalvia; Ostreida; Ostreidae
Product: reversion-inducing cysteine-rich protein with Kazal motifs-like
Exons: 19
Coding region: 16-2700 (894 amino acids)
Biological process (GO): extracellular matrix organization
Cellular component (GO): plasma membrane
Molecular function (GO): protein binding; metalloendopeptidase inhibitor activity
Source: RefSeq, a predicted model, not a curated record
GGUCCACUCUCUAGCAUGUUACAUUAUAUUUUUCAUUAUGAUGUAUUUUUUUCAGUGGUCAGCUCCCUGGCGGUGUGGUCGGGCCGACCUUGCUGUGACCUUGCCAAGAACCGGGUGUGUGAACUGGCAUGUCGCGAGGCGAAGUCACAGAAGGAGAUCAGUGAAUCGUGUCGAGAGAGUCUGGAGACCAGUCUGUAUGAAUGUGUGAAAAAACAAGGAGAUGGAGAGAUCUGCUGUGGGGGAGGGCAGAACUUUAACUGCCACAUCACCUGUAUGGGGACUUUCCUGGCCAACUACAACCGUAAGAGCCAGCGGCACGUGCUGAGGGCCCACUGUCGGAGCCCCAGUACCAUCAUGCAGUGUGUGGUCAGUCAUGUGGACAACUUCCAGGUCAUCAAGCUCAUUGAUCACUUGCCAUGCUGUUACAAGAUCGAGAACCAGCGUUGCCGUGACACCUGCGUCCGCACCCUGUCCACGAUGACGGACCAGUAUAAGAUCGCCGGGGAACUGGAGAAUAUAUGUGGACCAAUCCUACCACAGUUGCCCCCAUGGAGUUGUUUCCUGACCCAGCCCCUGAAUAAGAAGACGGAGGAGAUAAUCAUGGACUACACCCGACUACAGUGUUGCUCUAAAGCCAGCAACGACCGGUGUAGGACGCUCUGUACCAGGACGUACAGCAGUGAUUGGACGAGGCAGUACUCCGAGUUCCAGUCCAGCUGUCAGGAUCUAACUUUACCUGUGUCCAGGAUGGAGGCCCCCAUGCUGACGUGUAUCAUGGACGCAUACGAACCAUGUAAACUGGGCUGCAAUGAUCUGGAGUUUUGUACCAACUUCAACAACCGCCCCACCAGUCUAUUUCGUUCCUGCUCCAAACAAUCGGACAGCGCGGCCAGAAAAGAGUUCCAGAACUGGCUCCUGACAAAGCGCCCCCUAUCUCCCCAGCUACAGAUCCCUGUUAAAGACAUCAACACAUGUGAGCCAGAGAUGUGGAAAGCCAUUGCUUGUGCUAUGCAGAUCAAGCCCUGUGGGAGGAAGCCGGCCUCAUUUGUUAUCUGCAGGGAGGACUGUGAGUACCUGCUGAACAAGUGUCUGAACACGUCCGCGCUCCACCCCCCUCAGUCCGUGGGUCAGCUCUGUAAGCUCCUGUCCCCCGACGACUCCGCCAGGUCCUGUAUCUCCAUCAAGCAGUUCACAGAGAGCAGUCCAUUCAGUGGCUACACUAACUCAGAGAUCACCACGCCGUGCAGCCCAAACCCCUGUGAGGCGGGCGAGGUGUGCUGGAACAACCACCGCAAAUGUCACCACUCCGACUACUGUCCGCAGUAUGUCUGCCACAGAGCCUGCUCUAUGGGGAUAGAUUCCUCCAUGGCCGUCCCCCGACACGUGUAUGUCAGGCUGCCCAACACCUCAGUCAGCGGCAGCCAAUCAGAGACCUGCGUCCAACAACAGAUCUGUCGCUGUGGCAACAAGAAGCUGGACAACUGUCGUAGCAUUCCCUGUACCCAACAGGCCAAGUGUCACCUUGGAGGAGCCCAAGGGGGUAUCAGUAAAAAUCAUGGAGAACAUUUCCGCAUCGACUGUAAUUUCUGUAUCUGCUACUCGGGGGAGCUGGUGUGUACCAAGGGUCGAUGUCCAUCCGGAGACGGAGACUCUGCCCUCACCGGUCUGUCAUGUGACUGCCCGCGGACCUACAGCCCUGUGUGUGGGGACAAUGGAAAGACCUACCCCAACGACUGUCUGGCCAAGCGCUGUGGAGGACUGAGACAGGAUCAGAUUCGUCGAGGAGCUUGUAAAUCCAAUGAUCCGUGUCGUGACAAUCCAUGCGGAAACAACUUCAGGUGUUUACCCAAGCCACAGGUGUGCCUGAAUAUUGCCCAGGAGAGCUGUCUACAGUACGAGUGUGUGCCCCGUGGAGUGAAGUGUAACCCACAUUACCAUGACCCUGUGUGUGACACAGAUGCACAAGAGCACACCAAUGCCUGUCUACUGCUGCAGAAGGACAAGAAGCUGGCCUAUCGCGGACACUGCCAGAUAAGCUGUAGCAUGUCAUCGCCAGUGUGCGGACAUGACGGAGAGACAUACAGCAGUGAGUGUGAGGCGCUCGCUGCACAUGUCACCGUGGACUAUCCCGGGCCCUGCAGGGUGGUGGGAUACUUCUCAGGAAAUGUGUCGGGCAGUGAGUGUCCAGGAGUGGUAUGUCCCCCUGUUCUCCCCAAGAGGUGUAAGCCAAUACUACCCCCAGGGGCCUGCUGUCCCGUGUGUGCUGCGGAGCUGAGAGUGCUCUACAAACCGGAACUGGCAGAGAUGGUUUCCAAGGAGACAAUGUCCGGUCCAGUGAGCGUUCAGCAGACCGUGGACCUUCUGUCACACAUACUGGAGAUACUGGAGUGUGACGUGUUUGGUUUCCUUGGUGUCGACCAAUCAGAAGUGGUUAUUCUGAUCAAACCUAUCACCCCUCAGCCCUCCAUGUUACAGGUACAAGCUUGUAUCAGAGAAGCCGAGAGGAUAGAGUACCUGGUACAGACGGACAGCCCCCUCCUGAAGGCCUACACGACCUUGACCCCCUUCCUACUGGCCCCCAUGAGGGCCCCCAGCACCCUCCCAGCGUCAGGAGUGACCACCCCUUCCCCCUCAAUCACUCUCUUAACUGUGUUAAUAUUUGUGACCUUUUUAUCAAAGAGGACGUUGAACAGUUCCUGAUACAUAAUGCAUUAUGGGUAAUGAUUUGUGCUAAGUAACUCUUGAGAAUGUUGUGCGGCUGGUUCCUGUGUAUUGCAGUGUGCUUAAACUGUGACAAAAAGCAAGCCAGCUUGAGCAACAGGUGAACAAACUUUGUAGUGUUUUAUCACUUUGGAUCUGGAACUUCUUUUUUUGUUGUCGUGAAGAAUGGAGGGAGGAUCUCAAAAGGGGGAGUUAUGUUGUUUCUGGAACAGCCAAGAAAACGGCAAGAAAGAAACUGCUCAAGUGGAACACUUUCAGCUGUUUCUAGGUCAUAGAUUAACCUAUAUAUCAAUGACAGUGAGAUUCCACUGCCAAAUAUCCGACUGUGAUACCCUAUCAGUGCUUGUAACAGACAUUUUGGUUGGUCAAUGCAAACAGCAUACAUGGACUUGGAUUGGAUGGUGGUUGUUACGAUCCAGUCAGUAUUAUGGAGUGUGAAAGGAGUUCAUUAAAGGAAGGUGCUAUGAAACUGAAGCUUUAUGUAUUAUCAACAGCAUUUGAUUAGAGUUCCGCAAACUCUUUAAACUGCUCUCCGGUUCUGGUCCGCGCUUUAGACUCGCCCUGUAUUAAGGCAAAAACAAGCCAUGACCCGGAGCAGCAGAUUCCCUGUGAAAGCAUUGCAUGAAAUUUAUCGAUAGCAUUAUAUAUUGUCCAAAAAACCAAAGAAACUUGUAGGCCUAAAUCUAAUGUUAAUUGAGUGAGAUUAUGUCAUCUGCAAAACUUUGGACAUCAUGAUUGUGAGGAGAAGUAGUGCUGAUUGGCUGAAAUGUACAGCUCAGAGAGUGCUGAUUGGCUGAAAUGUACAGCUCAGUGAGUGCUGAUUGGCUGAAAUGUACAGCUCAGUGAGUGCUGAUUGGCUGAAAUGUACAGCUAAGAGACUGUGAAUGACUGUAGAAUUGGCAUGUGUCAAAUCAUUGAUAUGUGUGUUUGCAUCAAAUUGAUGUGUAUUUGUCAUCUCAUGUUACGUAUGUGUUAAAUCUCACUUGUGUGUAUAUGUCAUUUAUCUGAUGUAUGUGUGUGUUAAAUCUUGUGUGUGUUUCAUGCAAUUGAUAUGUAUGUAAAAUAUUAUUGGGUGUGCAAGAAUGAGAACUUUUGUGUGUGUGAAUGUUUACAGUGUGAAUGGGAUGGAAUCUCAUGUACACAACCAAGUACAAGGACCUGAUUAAGCUAUCUUGUGUAAUACUCAUAUUAAAUCACUCAUAUGAAUCGGUGGGUCUUGUAUAGGGACACCUUAAUCUCUGGCUGUUGUCCAACUAAGUGAAAGUAGAUUCUGUGGAGAUGCAUGUGAUUGUGUUGGUGUGAAGGCGAAGAAUAGUUUCAGAAAAAUUCAUCAAAUUGUACAUCUUCAUUUAUUUAUGUUUUAAAUUGAAUGUAUGUUUUUGCGAUAGACAUGUAAAUAUAUGAAAAUUAUGUAUGAACAAAUUUGUGAGAGAUAUUUUUGUAUCAUCGUAUUAUGGCUAUAUUCUAGAAAGAGAGAGAGUUUUUGGAUGUCAUUUUGUGCAAGUUCUUUACGAGAGAUGACUGCACACAACAAGCGUUCUACAAACCUGUGCUAUGUUCUUUGAGCUGUGUGCAGCCAUUUUAUAUUUUGAUAAUCAGUAUUUUCUAGUCAUGUACUACGACACAACAAAGGUAUUUUUCUUUUUAUUGUCAUCUUAAUAUUAUGUUAAUUUUUAUAUUUCUCAUUAAUUUUCUCCGACCCUUAUUAUAUUAUGACUUAUUUUUAUUAUGAAGCUUUAACUUAAGGCCUAAAAAAAUUAAUGGCUAGUUUCUCAGUCACCACAGACAGCAUAAGGUCAAAUGCUGGCCUACUGAUUAUUUUGAAUGCUAUUUUGAUGGAAAGGAAAAACACAAUAUUUUAACCAAUUUUGCUUAAAGUUAAAAACCAGAGUUAUACCCCUUUUCAAAUCUUGCAAUGAAGAAAACUUCCUUGCAUUGAGAGUUUGGUCAUGAGAAACUAAACAUAAUUUUUUGUUGGCCUCAUCCACAUACAUGUAGAAUGUGAACAUUAACUGAAACAAUUACUACAAAGGCUAAAAAACAAAGUUUUAAAUUCCAAAACUCAUUUCAUUACAUUUUUUAAAAAGUUUUUUGUAUUAUUUGGAUAAAGCUUCUUUCUCUUGGUUCAAUAACCAAGUGACCGAUGCUGGUUCAGUAUUAUUACCCCAAUCAGUUAUUUAAUUAGGUCACUGAGUGCCAGUUUUGUACUGUAUAUUUUAUGUCGGCAAUUUUGUUUUUUGAUAUGUGCACGUAGUGCAUGGAGUUUGUUUGUUACAGAAAUAAAUCAUGUUAUUUUGUUUAUA